This is a messenger RNA of Armigeres subalbatus, 991 nucleotides long. Its product is annotated as probable U2 small nuclear ribonucleoprotein A'. The coding region runs from base 121 to 843 and encodes 240 amino acids. Lineage: Eukaryota; Metazoa; Arthropoda; Insecta; Diptera; Culicidae. Gene Ontology annotation, cellular component: U2 snRNP. Gene Ontology annotation, biological process: mRNA splicing, via spliceosome. The transcript is spliced from 4 exons. The record is from RefSeq and is a predicted model, not a curated record. Gene Ontology annotation, molecular function: U2 snRNA binding; protein binding.
UUGUCGAAGUUGUCACAUAAAAAAUAGAAAAGUGAAUGCGGCGUUUCUCAAGUUUUUACCUGAAUAAAUACAAACCGAGAUUCAAUCAAUAUCAUUCCUCUUUAGUAAAUCUCAACUAAAAUGGUUAAACUUACGCCGGAUCUGAUUAAUCAAUCAAUGCAGUAUAUGAAUCCCUGUCGGGAUCGUGAAUUAGAUCUACGCGGAUACAAAAUACCACAAAUCGAAAACAUGGGAGCAACGUUGGAUCAGUUUGAUACGAUCGAUUUUUCGGAUAACGAUAUUCGCAAGUUAGAUGGAUUUCCACAUUUACCUAGACUGAAAUGUUUACUGCUGAACAAUAACCGGAUUGUGAGAGUUAUUGAUACUCUGCAUGAAUCGUUGCCAAAUUUGGAAAGCGUAAUACUGACGGGAAACAACGUUCAAGAGCUUGGAGAUUUAGAACCGCUCACAAAACUGCCCAAGUUGCAAACCCUCUCGUUGUUGACGAAUCCCGUCUCAACGAAACAGUAUUACCGAGAAUAUGUGGCUUUUCGGUUUCCCAAUUUGCGGCUGUUGGAUUUUAGAAAAAUCAAAUUGAAGGAACGGGAAGCGGCCAAGGAGCUGUUCAAAAGCAAGAAGGGUAAAGAGCUGCAGAGAGAGAUCAUGAGAAAGGCGAAGCUUGCGAUGCCGGCAGUGGAUAAACCGAUGGUUCAAAAUGCGACGACAGCCGACAUUCAGAGGAUCAAAGAAGCCAUCAAGCGGGCCACGAAUUUGCACGAGGUGGAACGGUUAACCAGGAUGCUGCAGUCGGGGCAAAUAACGGGCGAUUUCAACUUCAAUGGUCAUAUGAUGGAAACCGAUUAAUGGCGCAUUCGCUAAUCGGAAAAAUAAGGUUGAUUUGUUUCCUAUUUUAACAAAUUUACAAAUAAGAACAGAUACAGAUACACAUGAAAAUUAAAAGCUUUGUAGAGGUCGAGAGAGCUGAAAUAAAAACAUUUCUAUGAGUUACUUA